AUGGCCGUGGGUUCGAGCCCCACCCGGGGUGCGCUGCCCCGAUCGCCCAGCGUGAUCGGAAACAAUUUUUUUGGUUGA
Messenger RNA from Chondrus crispus (carragheen), 78 nucleotides. RefSeq lists its product as hypothetical. NCBI's taxonomy places the organism in Eukaryota, Rhodophyta, Florideophyceae, Gigartinales, Gigartinaceae. The record is from RefSeq and is a predicted model, not a curated record. Bases 1 to 78 code for a protein of 25 amino acids. The transcript has a single exon.